Messenger RNA from Pisolithus orientalis, 1198 nucleotides. RefSeq lists its product as uncharacterized. The transcript is spliced from 7 exons. The record is from RefSeq and is a predicted model, not a curated record. The coding region runs from base 136 to 948 and encodes 270 amino acids. Lineage: Eukaryota; Fungi; Basidiomycota; Agaricomycetes; Boletales; Pisolithaceae.
GGCCUAUGCACCAGUGCCAAUCCCUCAACAGCAUCGUUUUUGAUCAUAUUACAGUAAUUUCUACCGUAUCUUACUCUGGCACUUGGUCCAGGUUACUCUGUCUUCGCGCUGCUUUCUCUUCCUCUCGAUUGUAGCAUGAUGUUCUCCCAUGUCUCAGCUCACCCUCCGCGCUGGCUCCUUCUACCUGGUUCUCUACCAGCGCACAGAAGGAAUACCAACUAUGGAUACUACAUCCCAAUGAAUGACGGGGGAAGCAUGCUCACGGAAGUCCCGGAUACUUACCCAGCUGGUCUGGGUGAACCCCUCAAUAUCAUCAUCUCCGCGUACUCAGACUCGGAGGUCCUCCAGAAUACUGUAGACAACGGCGGUUUGAUCAAUUACUUCCAAUCAUUCGGAUUCUCCACAGAAUGUCUUGGCCAACACUCAGGAAGCGACCAAGCUGCCAAUCUUGGCGAUGGAAACGGUUGGCUCAACGAAACAGCCGUCAUACGAUGGGAUUAUGGCAAUGUCACCUUUGGCACGUGCGAAGAGACCAUCAACGGAGGAAACCAUUUCCGGUAUUGGAUACAGAACGGUCCUGAUGCUGAUAGUGGCGCAAUAUUCAUAGGUGCUUCCUACGAGAUGCCAAUUGCACAACAACACAACGUCAUCGUGAACGGCUACGACCUCGGCCGAGACUGGCUCAUUGGAAAUGCAACAUCCCAAUCCAGCGUCAUCCCCACCGAGAAACUCACUAACACUAGCACCUACUCCGGCCAAACCUCGUUCGGGGGGUACACCUACCAAACAUCCGUCAACUACAUCUCAGGAUUGCUACAGAAUACAAGUCAGGGAAUUAACCAUUAUCAGAGCGUCGCUGUGAAUGGUUCAAAUGCCAUUGAUGGACUCGUGGCAGUGAUGACUGUCAAGGUUUUGUCGAAGCCGGAGAGCUCGUCGACGAGUGGGUAAGUGGCUGACUCUCGGUCUAGGCUGUGAUUGUGAUUAAACAUACACGUGAUUCUCACCCGGCGAUCCUAGGGCGGAGUCGUCGUAUCGACGUAUAUCACUUCUAUGGGCACUAGCCAUCCUGGCAUGCACGCUAGCAACAUCCUCGCUAUAAUUUCCCUUAAUGCCGCCCAUAUACCCUACCUGCAGUACCCCUGGAGCCAACCAACACACUGCAUACCCCCUGUCCCUCGAUUCCCGACUUUAACGACCC